ACAGCUGGAGAUUAGUGCGUAAUAAAACACUUUAUAAUAGUCGUGCUGUAGUAGUUGAAAGCAAAGCAUCAAGACUAAUAAAUUUAAAAAAAAACGAUAACGAUGGAAAACUGGAACCAUUUAAUUAUCGGGAUCAGUGUAAUUUUCGGCUGUCUUAUAACUGAAGGAAAAACAGCAGCAGUAGAAGUACAAGAAAAGUUGGAGCUUCACAGCAGAUGUGAACCCAUAAAAAUUAAUUUAUGCUCACGUUUGCCGUACAAUCAAACAGUAAUUCCAAAUUCAUUCAAUCAUCAAAAUCAAGAUGAUGCUGGUCUGGAAAUAAAUCAGUUCGCACCUUUGGUAAAAGUCAACUGCAGUCCUGAUUUGCGUGCUUUCUUGUGCGCGAUGUACGUACCAGUUUGUACUGUUUUAGAAAAACCAUUACCGCCUUGUCGGUCCAUUUGCGAACGUGCUAAAGCUGGAUGUGAAAGGAUAAUGAUAAGCUUUGGGUUCCAUUGGCCAUCGGAUUUGGAGUGCUCAAAACUUCCAGUAUACGGUGAUCCUGAUAAUUUGUGUGUUGAAUUCGCAGUAAAUUCAGAAUCCAGUACAAAUAAAUCACCAAGUCAUGACUUGAUCAAUGGGACGAAGGAAGUGAGCUCAUAAGCUUACAGGAACCUUUUAAAGUUUCCAGGUUUAUGGGUUUAUUCAAAAACAAUAUGGUUUAUGACUCGGAACUCUAUGAACGUGACAAAAUAACAAAUUCUUCCAUAGUAAUUUACUGUAACAAUUAAAAUAAUUGUAUUGGCAUUAUAACAAAAUUUAUAAAAAAUUUUUUCUGUGAUUAUAACAACUGUAUUGUAAAUUGUGAGAAUAGCUUUUAUGCAAUAAUAAGACCUUGUCAAUCAAUCCGUUCUGUUUCCGUAUUGUGAAAUGAAAAAUUUAAUGAAUUUGUGUGUCAAUUCGUCCAAAUUAUUAACAAUAUCGGAAAUUAAUAAUUUAAUUACUGUAUGUUUUGUCAUAAAAAAUGAUACUGAGGAGGAACCUGAAACAUUUUUUGUAAUAAGACCUGUAAAUACGUGUGAAAUUGAAUGAUGUUCUAAUAAAAUUUUUCAUAC
This is a messenger RNA of Microplitis mediator, 1094 nucleotides long. Its product is annotated as frizzled-like. Gene Ontology annotation, biological process: non-canonical Wnt signaling pathway; canonical Wnt signaling pathway. Gene Ontology annotation, cellular component: plasma membrane. Bases 103 to 642 code for a protein of 179 amino acids. The transcript is spliced from 2 exons. NCBI's taxonomy places the organism in Eukaryota, Metazoa, Arthropoda, Insecta, Hymenoptera, Braconidae. The record is from RefSeq and is a predicted model, not a curated record. Gene Ontology annotation, molecular function: Wnt-protein binding; Wnt receptor activity.